Molecule: messenger RNA, 4401 nt
Organism: Aspergillus terreus NIH2624
Lineage: Eukaryota; Fungi; Ascomycota; Eurotiomycetes; Eurotiales; Aspergillaceae
Exons: 8
Coding region: 1-4401 (1466 amino acids)
Biological process (GO): glucan catabolic process; protein phosphorylation
Molecular function (GO): beta-glucosidase activity; ATP binding; protein kinase activity
Source: RefSeq, a predicted model, not a curated record
AUGCCCCCGCCCCCCUCUCGGGAUUCCCAACGUUAUGCCCCGCUGCAUGAUUCCAUCCCGGAAGAAGACCACGCCCACGACUCGGACGAUUCGCUCCCUCUGUCCAAUCUCUCCGACGAUGACCCGGACAAUCGCUCCAAGAAGGUCAAAUUACGCCGCCUAGACCGGUCGGACCCCGAGCACCACGCCGCCUCCGCCUACGUGCCCGUCAUCCGCAAAUCCGGCGAUGUCGAGGCCUAUCUCGACAGCAUCACCGAGGCGGAGCAGGAACUCCUCGCCGCCAGCCGUCAGUAUGAUAUCGAUGAUGACGAUUCCGACGACUACGGGGACGGCGCGAAGAAACGCGCACAGAUGCAGCGCCACCGCGCGGAGCAGAUGCGGAAACGCAAUCGCCACCAGGGAUGGCGCGCCGUCUACUACUCCAAGUUCUGGUGGAGGACGCUGGUCGUCGUCAUUGUGGGACUGGGGUUGUUGGUGUGGGCGUUUCUGAGCUUUGCGGCGUCGAGGGGGGAUGUGGACGAACAACCGGAUAUUCCGAUGCUGGCGCCGGAUUCCUGGUUCCCGUCGCCCCGCGGAGGCGCCCUGGAAGACUGGGCGGAGGACUAUCGCAAGGCGCAGGAAUUGGUAGCAAACAUGACCCUCACCGAGAAGGUCAACAUUACCACGGGGACGGGGUGGCAGAUGGGGUUACCUUCCUCGCGACGGCUCGGACAGUCUAACGUGCAAUGCAUAGGCCCCGCGACAAAUGUCAACUUCCCCUCGCUCUGCCUGCAGGAUGGCCCCAUGGGUAUACGCUACGCCGACCAUAUCUCCGCCUUCCCUCCCGGUCUGACCACCGGCGCGACCUGGAACCGGGAUUUGAUAUACGAACGCGGUGUCGCCAUGGGGCUGGAGGCGCGUCGGAAAGGUGUCAAUGUCCUCCUGGGCCCGUCCAUGGGCCCGAUUGGCAUGAUGCCCGCCGGUGGACGCAACUGGGAGGGCUUUGGAUCCGACCCCGUGCUGCAGGGCGUGGCCGCCGCGGAGACCAUCCGCGGUAUUCAGAGCAACGGCGUCAUGGCCACCGCGAAGCACUACGUGAUGAACGAGCAGGAACACUUCCGUCAGCCCUUCGAAUGGGGUAUUCCCUCCGCCAUGUCGGCCAAUAUCGGAGACCGCGCCUUGCACGAGGUGUUCGUGUGGCCCUUCGCCGAGAGCAUCCGCGCCGAUGUCGCCAGCGUCAUGUGCGCCUACCAGAAGGUCAACAACAGCCACUCCUGCGAAAACAGCAAGCUGCUCAACGGCAUCCUCAAGGAUGAGCUCGGCUUCCAGGGUUUCGUCCAGUCCGACUGGCUGGCCCAGCGGUCCGGCAUCAACAGCGCCCUCGGCGGUCUGGACAUGAGCAUGCCCGGCGACGGCCUGCACUGGGCCGAUGGCAAGCCCCUCUGGGGAAGCCAGCUGACCCGCGCGGUGCUGAACACUUCUGUGCCGAUUGAACGGCUCAACGACAUGGUCACCCGAAUUGUCGCUGCCUGGUACCAUUUCGGCCAGGACGCAUGGGAGCGCCCGCCGCCGGUCGGUGACGGCGGUCCGAAUUUCUCUUCCUGGACCGAUGGACAGUUGGAUUGGGAACACCACGCCGCCCCCGGCGGUAACUACGCCGUGGUGAACAAGUAUAUCGACGCUGGCGCUGGGCAUGGGGACAUCGCACGCCGCGUCGCCGCCGAGGGCAUUGUCCUCGUCAAAAACGCCGACAACACGCUGCCCCUAUCUCGCUCGCCCGCCACGGACGGUGUGUACCGCGUCGGAAUCUACGGCGACGACGCGGGUCCGGCCAUGGGCCCCAACGCCUGCACGGAUCGCGGCUGCAACCAGGGCACGCUGGCCUCCGGCUGGGGCAGCGGGACCGUCGAGUUUCCCUACCUCGUCAGCCCGGUCGAUGCGCUCCGCGACGCCUGGUCGGGCCAGGUCGAAACGACCCCGUACCUGCGCAACUCGGUCAUGCCUGUUGACGUGGCCGACAAGGACCUGUGCCUGGUGUUUGUGAACGCCGACUCGGGCGAGGGCUUCAUCUCCGCCGGUGGCAUCCAUGGCGACCGUCCGAACCUGUUUGUGCAGAAGGGCGGCGACACGUUGAUCAACACGGUCGCGAACAACUGCGGCAACGGACAGGGCCGCACCGUGGUCGUCGUGCAUGCUGUCGGCCCGGUGGUCGUGGAGUCGUGGAUUGACCUCCCCGGCGUGCACGCCGUGCUGUUUGCUCACCUCCCGGGCCAGGAGAGUGGCAACGCGCUGGUGGACGUGUUGUUUGGCGACGUUGACGCCAGCGGCCGUCUGCCCUACACCGUCGGCAAGAGUCUGGCGGACUACGGGCCCAGUGCGCAAGUGCUGUACGAGCCCAACGCGCCCGUCCCACAGGUCGACUUCGAGGACGGGCUGUACAUUGACUACCGCUACUUCGACCGCUACAACAUCACCCCCCGCUUCGAGUUCGGCUUUGGGCUGUCUUACACCUCUUUCUCCAUCUCCGACCUGCGCGUCGACUCGCUCCGCUGGAAAUCGCGCCUGCCCGCGGCCCGACUGGCCGAUCCCGUCGCGCCCCCGGAAUACGACCUCCUCGCGCCCGUCGGCCAGGACGUCACCUUCCCGCGACACCUCCGUCCCAUCCGUAAAUACAUCUACCCCUACCUGCACACCCUGGACGGCACCACCCCGGCUCCCUACAAUUUCUACCCCGAGGGGUACGACCAAACACGGCGACCGUCGCCCGCAGGCGGCGGCACCGGCGGCAACCCAUCGCUCUACGACGAAAUGGCGCGCAUCACCGUCGACGUUGCGAACACGGGCGCGCGCACCGGCCAGACGGUCGUGCAGCUGUACGUGUCCUUCCCGGAGGGCGUGACCGAGGACGGCAACUGGGUGGAGGUGCAUUCGCAGGUGGACGGACACAGCACGCCGGAGGUAAAGAUCGUGCGCGAGCAGGAAGCGAUCGAGUUCCCGGAGCGCGUGCUGCGCAACUUCACCAAGGUGGCGCUGCAGCCUGGCGAGCAUCAAAAGGUCGAGAUGACGCUGCGGCGCAAGGAUCUGAGCUACUGGAGCGUGCGCGAGCAGAACUGGGUGAUGCCGCAGGGGGAGUUUGAGAUUCGCGUCGGGCAGAGCCGUCCAUUCGUUUGUCAGCUCUGCUUCGCAAGAAACCGCUGCCUAUACCUUCUCCGGGGCCACCUUUACCACCAGGCACACUCAUUGACGAAGAGAUCUCGCGAUUAUACAAUUCCAAAAACUUCUACCCAGCAAAACCGGGAGAAGUCCUCGGCGAUCGCUACCAAACGCUGGUCAAGACAUAUCGACGAGCCAGAGCACGUCGUGACGCUCAAAAUUGCCAAUAACAAUGCAUCUCUCGCUAGUCAUGAGCGCGACAUCGAAGAGCAAAUUGCCACAGCAGACCCGUCUCAUCGCGGCCGCUCAAUCAUCCGGACACUAGUAGAUUCAUUUGAAGUCAAGGGCCCGGAAGGGUCUCAUUUGUGUCUGGUGUAUCCGCCCAUGAGGGAGCCCUUGUCGAUGUAUCAGCGGCGGUUUGCGGGUAGGAAGAUGCCUCUGCCGCUGGUCAAGACGUACAUUCGUUUUUUUCUUACGGGGCUGGAUUAUCUUCACAACGAAUGCAGGAUAGUCCACACGGAUCUCAAGCUCGAGAACAUCAUGGUCUCAUUUGAAGAUCCAGCCGUGCUUUCGGAUUUCCUGGAUGCCCAGCUUGGAAACCCGAUGGCUUUUAAGAUUGAUGCAACGGGACGACCGGUGUAUCAGUGCAGUAGUGACUUCGGGCCCCUCAAAAACUUCAUCAGCAUCCCACAGCUGGUCGACUUUGGCCUGGCUACCACGCUCCCAGAAGACGACGACUGGGGCGUCUGGCCUAUCCAGCCAGAUCACUAUCGGGCGCCUGAGGUGAUACUGGGUAAUGGAUGGCAGAUGCAGGCGGAUAUUUGGAAUCUCGGCGUUUUGUUGUGGGAUAUGAUCGAAGGCAAAGAGCUGUUUCAGCACAUCCAUGACGCCCAAGGUCGCUACGACCCCAAAAGGCACAUUGCUGAGAUGAUCGCUUUGCUCGGUCCACCCCCUCCGGAGAUUUUACAACGGUAUCAAUCCAUGCGGGAGUAUCAGUGGCCGGAACCUGUCCGACGAGAAGACGGCAGCGUUUGCGAGACAGCGGAGGAGUUCUUCGGUGGGCCGUUCUUUGACAGUGAUGGUCGCUUUCUCUACGAAGACCUUAUCCCUGACAGGAACCUAGCAGACGCAGUGUCCUUGGAGGGAGAGGAGAAGGAAGCGUUUCUGGAUCUUGUCAGGGGGAUGCUGCACUGGCAUCUGAAUUGGAGAAAAACGGCCGGCGAACUCGCGGGGCAUCCUUUUCUUCAGUUAAAGGGAGCAACUGCGUGA